CUCUUACAUUGGCAGGCUUGCUCGUGUUGAUAGGACGAGGUGUCGAUGCCAAGAUCGGUGCACUCACGCGCUUCUUGCUAAACAAGGUGCACGGUGUACGUGCUGCAGGAUCCUUGCGUGGGCAAGAAGGGGAGGAAACGAAGCCAGAUCUGAUGAGCAUUUGCAAAAGAGCCCAAUGCUUCGCCUGCCUUGGGUGGGGACGUGAGCCGGGCCUCAGGGAGUGAUUAAUCUGCGAGAUUAAUCUGAUUUUCUCAGUACCUGGGUGAUGUUACUCUGUGAGUUGCCAGCUCCCAGUGUAACAAGAUCCCAUGUGCGACUCAUCUGAUGCAACUUUGGGAUUUGUAUUUGGUGAAUCCUGCCCAGCUGGUGGAGGAGGAGGAGAGCCUUCUUACUGUGCCACUGUUCAGCUCGCACUCCCUCUGAAGAUGCCCUCUGGGGUCCAGGUCCGGGCCCCCACCCUUCAAAAGGGUUAGAAAAUGCCUCCUUGCUCAUGGAAAGCAGAAUCUCGAGGAAGCCUCCAGUGGGAGUGUGAAUGAAGAUUUCACAACCUGGUCCCCAGCAGGAAGAGCAAGCUGGCUGCCUGCUGCCUGGGUGUUUCUGAGCCGCCAAAGAUAAGGGAGGGAGAUGAAGUGCUGAACUUCUGACAACACGACACAGAGUCCCCGAAGGAGAGGUAUCAGCAUGGCCUAUAAAAGCCAAGCUGGUGGAAUUGAGAAAAAUGGGUCGCUUUCCUCCAUCUUCUAUUGCAAGAGCGAUUUAAAGGAAGGAUCCCUGCAGUGGGCGAAAGGUGGCAGGUUUUUCAGCGAUGCUCACUCACAGCACCUCAUCUGCAAGAUGUCUGGAGGAGAUUAAGCUCAGCAAACAAACAGGACGUUGUUAUCCUGGAGGUUUCAGAUGCAUCUACUCUUCCCUUCUGGAGCUGAUGCAGUCACGCCCUUUUGUAAUGCAAUUGCCUCAUUUUAUUUGGCAUCUCCUGUUCCUGAGCAGUGAAGAGAUGAUGAAGAUGGCAGAUGAAAGCAGGAGAGAAGGCAAGGACCCCCCCAACGGGCAGGUGCUCAUGGUGCUCAGUAUGGACAAUAACUGCUCGGCCACCUCCUUCGACAUGGAGCUUUGUGCAGAGAAGCUCAAGUCCCUCGGUGUUCAGGUGGCAGCAGAUGAGUGGAGGAGAUUAAUCCAGGAGGCCGUCCUGAAGCCCGAAGUGCGACGGUACAUGUUCUACAACUCCAGGGCGUUCCAGAUCGCCAUCGCUGUGAUCUUCUACAUGUCUCUCUGGACAAACAUUUACUCCACAGUCCAGCUGUGCUCCUUCGGGCGCUACUGGGAGGCCAGUGUGCUGGUGACCCUGGCUGCCGUGGUCAUCACCGUGGUCGUAAUACUGGUCCUCGACCGGCGCCAGAGGAAGAUAAAUAUGAAUACAGAUGUGAGGCUGGCAGCUGUCAAUGAAUUCUUUAUCAAACACAGUUUAAUUCUGGGGAUUACAGAUGUCCUGGACGGGCCACACAGCAUCCUACAACUGUGGUUUGUGCACUUCAGCCCGGAGCGCUGCCUUCAGUCCUUGUCAGCCCACCUCACCGAGCUGCGGCAGACGCGAGAGUCAGGCUUGCGGCACAGCCUGGACCAGCUCUGCGUGGUGAUGGAGGUGGCGGUUCAGCCUGAGCCGGCAGUGGAGGAGGCUUCAUGCGAGGAGUCCCCUCUCCUAUCCAACGGCGUGAACUUCAAGAAGGAGCCUGUGAUGUGCAACCAGCUGCUCCACCUCAUUCCUGAGGGCCCACCAGAGGUGAUGGCCCAGCAGCUCCUGGUCAUCUUCAGCGGCUGCUACGUCCGGCUCCUGGUCAGCGGCCGGCUCCCCCUGACCUCAGCAGCUGGGCACGUGGAGCCCAGCAGCGUGCCCUGCCUGUGCCAGUUCAUCCAGAGCGCCGUGCUCAGCACGCAGCAGUGCUGCCUCCCGGGGAGGUGACCCCUGGGGGCUGCAGGAAGCCGAAACAGGCUGCCCAUGCACAGCAGCGAGGAGAAGCAGAGGAGAAGGCUGUAAGCCCCAUCCUGGACUUAUCGGGGUGAACGAAUGGAACUCUAAUAAACAUGCAAGUUAUCAGGAAGCUGCUGGCCUUUGAAACCUGCUGGCCUGGCCCCAAGCUCUGCCCAGAGGAGCUGCUUUGGGUGCCAGGAACAAUCUUGCGGCAGCUUGGAGCACCCGUGGGUGGCCCCUGCUCUGACCCAGGGGUCAGGGAGAGCAGCCUGGAGCAGCUGGAGAUGGCAGCCCCACACUGGUGCGGUGCAGCACACGGGCUCUUUGGAAGAAGGACAGGGAACGUCUGUGCAUUACAAAUGUGGCAUCUGCUCCGGAUUUGGAUUGUGGCAUGCAGUUGUUGGUGACAGGGACCUCUGUCCUGUCCCAGCCGCUGCCAAGUCAGUGGCUGAGACCUCAUCCAAGUUGCCAUUCAGGGGCCAGUUGGGGCAGUGCCCGGUGCCUGCCACCUCUGCAAGCUCCCGUGGGAUGAGGUGCUGGACAUUUGACAAUCCAUGGGACUAAGCCUUAAAAAGGGCCCUCUGCAGGGCAGGCAGCCUGGGGCAU
Messenger RNA from Oxyura jamaicensis (ruddy duck), 2572 nucleotides. It is a transcript of the gene TMEM268, whose product is annotated as transmembrane protein 268. The record is from RefSeq and is a predicted model, not a curated record. The coding region runs from base 806 to 1957 and encodes 383 amino acids. The transcript has 13 exons. Lineage: Eukaryota; Metazoa; Chordata; Aves; Anseriformes; Anatidae.